This is a messenger RNA of Seriola dumerili (greater amberjack), 2743 nucleotides long. It is a transcript of the gene cldn2, whose product is annotated as claudin-14-like. Gene Ontology annotation, molecular function: structural molecule activity. Gene Ontology annotation, biological process: cell adhesion; bicellular tight junction assembly. The record is from RefSeq and is a predicted model, not a curated record. The transcript has 3 exons. Gene Ontology annotation, cellular component: bicellular tight junction; plasma membrane. Lineage: Eukaryota; Metazoa; Chordata; Actinopteri; Carangiformes; Carangidae. Bases 824 to 1645 code for a protein of 273 amino acids.
CGAUGGCACACCUAAACAGCUUAAAUGACAAUUUCCCUGACCUACAAGAGAUCUUCAGCUGUCAUCCUGGGGUACACUGACAUGGGGUCUGCUCAAGUUUUUGUUUUUAGACCGAGCUGCAGCCGAUGUUGUACCAAAGGUCUGGUUUGGAGAAAUGACCGAUGAGAGAAUGAUUAACCUGGCUGGCAAAGAGGAUGUGUGUGUCACUGUCAGAGGUGUCAGUAUCAGUGUGCGUGUACGUGACAGGAGGUGGAGGUCUGGAUGAGGAGCAGAGAUCUCACUCUCAAACAAAGACAGCAGAACAUCUGACUGAGACAGACGAGAGACGGCGUCAGGAGGGAGACAAUGUGCAGGAGCACAGACUGUAACCGUGUCUACUGUCCUGCAUUGUAGGGGUCUUUAAGUAGUCUUCUAAACAGGCAAUACUUCAACAAAGGAUUGUAUUUCUAAAACAGCAUAUGUUCUGAAAGUGUUUUUUAGCUUCCUCGGUCCAAUGCAGCAAGCAGAGUAAGUGCCAUUUAAAAGUACAGCAGCAGCACAACAGCUGCGAAUAUGUCAAGGUCUGAGGAGGCAGUCAGAGUCUGAUACAGAAAAAAGAAAAAGAACAUUGCUUUCUACUGAAGAAGCAGGAGCAGGUUCAACAGAAAGACCAGUGGUGAAUACAAUCUGUACAGGCUGCAAGCUCUACUGCAUCUUCAUCCUCUACCUCCUCAUCCUCCUCUCCAGCUGCAACUUAAGCCCCUGCAGCAAUCAAACAUAAUCAAAUCCUCGACGAGUUCAGCGUCUGGCUCUCCCAUAACCAGCAGCAGUCUCAGUUGUGGUCAUGGCAUCAGAAGCUCUGGAGCUGAUGGGCUUCUUCCUGGGCCUGUUUGGGAUGCUGGGCACCCUGGUUGCCACGGUGCUACCGUACUGGCAGACUUCUGCCCACAUUGGCUCCAACAUCGUCACGGCCGUGAACAACGUGAGGGGCCUGUGGAUGGAGUGUGUCUAUCAGAGCACAGGGUCCUUCCAGUGUGAGACCUACAACUCCAUGUUGGCCCUUCCCUCCGACCUGCAGGCAGCCCGUGCCCUCAUGGUCAUCUCCAUAGUGCUGUCUAUCCAUGCAAUUGCCAUGUCAACCCUGGGGAUGCAGUGCACUCUUUGCCUGGAGGGCUCAGGUGCAGUUAAGAGUCGUGUGGCUGGUGCUGGCGGGGGCUUAUUCCUCACUGCGGGCUUUCUGGCACUCAUACCUGUGGCGUGGACCACACAUGAGGUGGUCCAGACCUUCUAUAGACCAAAUGUACCUGCCAGCAUGAAGUAUGAGUUGGGGGAGUGCCUAUAUGUUGGUCUGGCGUCAGCGCUCGUUACCAUGCUGGGAGGGGGUUUGCUGUGUGUGUCAUGCUGCGAGGAGCAGGAUGGCGGCCGUGGGAGACGGCAUGGCGGAGGGUAUCCAUAUCCAGUAGGAGGCAACAUGCCCGGCAUAGGUGUACGGACAACCUCACAGACCUACCGCAACCCCACCCUGCAGGUGGGGGGCAUCAGUGCACCCAGCAGGGGGCAGACACUGGUACGCAGUACCAGCAACAGCUCCCACUUGAGUACACAUGGAGUCCAGGGAGUCAAGAAGCCCGCUGCGGCAGGAUAUGACAUCACAGGAUAUGUCUGAGAUUACUGCCACUCCAUCACACCUUUAAGUAUUACUCUCUGACAACUUACGCUCAAUUAAAUGUAUUUAUAUAGUGUAUUUAAUCAAAUGUUGUCAUUGUAUGCCUGGCGGAGCAGCAAAAAAACUAUUUUACAAUUAUCUCUGUAUCUUUUUUGAAGACUGUAUACUUUCAAAAUGUGCAGAAUGACAUGUGUUUGCAUUACCUUGUUAGCAAAAAGUGUAGAAAAGUGUAACUAACUAACUAACUAACACAUGUUGAAUAUGACCAAAAACCUAACAACCCUUUUAUUGUGUUGUUUACAAAUUUCGGUAGAGAGUGCUGUCAUUGAUAUUAACCGUGUGUAAAAAGAUAAAUCAAGCAGACAAAAAAAUAUGAGAAAAAUAACUGAAGACACUGUUUGUGAAAACACUAAAAUUUUCAUGGACAUUUUUAAAUGUAAACACAGGUCGUUCAUCCAUUUGGUUAUAUUCUAGGAGGACUGACACUGAGUAGACUUUGGGGAACUUUUAAUCAUUUAAACCCUCCAAUGCUGAUACUCAACCAUCGAGUGAAAGCAAGUACACUCAAAUGUCACUUGACUAUUUGCUGCAUCGGUAAACAUUCUGCUAACUAACGCCAACCCUGAUGUUUCUAAUCUGAACCCUACACAUUUCUCACGGUACUGUAUCACCUGAAAGUCAGAUUUUAUUGACCCACUGCAGUCUAUUAAUAGUUAGUUCAUCCAGUAGCCUGUCCACAUGAAGUGUAACUACAUCAAAAUUGAACUGCCUCCCUGAUGGUAAUUCAGAGAAGUUUGUUGUGCCUUAACAUCAUAGUGUGAAAAUGUUACAUCUGUUUGGAUUCUGUAAAGCUCUGCGUUCCACGUUUACGUCACCAAAAAAAAAAUGAAACUCUUCUCACAUGAUGUCCAGGCAUCACCUCUUCUUCUUUGGUCUUUUUUGUUCCAUUGUUCUCGACGUUUUGCAUCACAUCUCUGCUGAUCAUCACGGACAUACUGUAUUUCCAGGACGUAGAACAUCCCUUUGUCAGCUGAUUUUAAACAAAGCACCAAAAUUGUUUUUAGGUUAUUUUUUAUCUGGAAAUAAAUGCAAACAUUU